Messenger RNA from Chinchilla lanigera (long-tailed chinchilla), 2301 nucleotides. It is a transcript of the gene Asb14, whose product is annotated as ankyrin repeat and SOCS box containing 14. The transcript is spliced from 11 exons. The record is from RefSeq and is a predicted model, not a curated record. Lineage: Eukaryota; Metazoa; Chordata; Mammalia; Rodentia; Chinchillidae. Gene Ontology annotation, molecular function: protein binding. Gene Ontology annotation, biological process: intracellular signal transduction. Bases 234 to 1991 code for a protein of 585 amino acids.
UGAAGGAAAAGAUCAUGUUUCCAAACAGUCAACCGCAUGUAAAAAACAAGGAGAAUGUGCCAGACAGUCUUAUGAUCAAGUAUUUAUAGUAAAGCUAUUUAUAAUAGUAACUGCAGAGGAGUGGAUCCUAAAUAUAAAUGAAAAUUCAGAGGCUUACAUGUGCUGAUCCUUGACAGUGAAAACUGCAGUGCUGUCCUACAGGAUAUACCAAAAGUAAACCUGUACCAGCUUGCAUGGAUAGCUACACCAGUGAUGAUAACACAGAUGAUGAUUUUGACACCCAGCUCAUCAUUCAACAGAGUUUACAGGACAUCUACAAGCUGAGAACACAUGUACCUGAGGAUAACAGCUUCCAUUCCUCUUUGAGUGCCGAAUAUAAGAAGAUAGUUGAAACAAUAGAGACAGGUGAGGAGGAUGCACUGUCACACUUAACCGAGUACCAUUCCGCUUUUGAUGAAGCAGACGAGAUAGGCUGGACUCCUCUGCAUAAGGCUGCGGUACAAUUAAAUAAGAACAUCUUAGAAAUAACCAUGAAAGCUUCAAAACCCAGUAUGUGGGAGCAAACUACCCACAAUGGUGAAACACCACUUUUUUUGGCUGUCAGCAGUUGCCUCUUAGAAAAUGUCAGUUUCCUUCUUCUCAAUGGCUGCAAUCCGAAUGCUAAGAAUUACGAAGGCAGUUCUCCUCUUCUCACAGCUGUGCUGCGUGACUCCUAUGACAUGGCCAGCUUGCUGAUCAGCCAUGGAGCCAACGUCAACCUGCGAUGUGCCAAUGAGAGGACAGCUCUCCAUGAAGCAGCGAAACUGGGCAGACAGGACAUGGUGAAGCUUCUGCUGGCUUCUGGGGCACACCCUGACCCUCGGAGCGCCUAUGGAUUCACUCCUCUUGCUCUUGCUGCCCAAUAUGGACACACCAGAAUCAUGGAACUAUUACUACAGAAAGGUGCUAACGCUCACAGUCAGGCCUCCGAUUCCUCGUCCAUCUUACUUGAAGCUGCUAGAGGAGGAAAUCCAGACUCUGUGACUCUCCUGCUUGAGUAUGGAGCUGACGCCAAUAUCCCUAAGAUUUCAGGCCACCUGCCCAUUCAUGUGGCAGCUGACAGAGGUCACCUAUUAGCUCUAAAGAUGUUAGUUCCAGUUACAGAUCACGCUGCCAUUAAGCGGAGUGGAAUCAGUCCAGUUCACUGUGCAGCAGCAGCAGCACACCCUCAGUGCCUGGAGCUUCUCAUCCAGGCUGGAUUUGAUGUGAACUUCAUGCUAGACCAGAGAAUUCGUAAACACUACGAUGACCAAAGGAAAUCAGCUUUGUAUUUUGCUGUAUCAAAUGGUGACCUCUCUUCAGUUAAACUGCUUCUGAACGCUGGAGCUCUACCUAACCAAGACCCUGUUAACUGCCUGCAGAUAGCUCUGAGGAUGGGCAAUUAUGAGCUGAUAAGUCUUCUGCUGAGGCACGGGGCCAACGUCAAUUACUUCUGCAGAGUAAACCCUUUGCAUUUCCCAUCAGCCCUGCAAUACACGUUGAAAGAUGAAGUCAUGCUCAGGAUGCUGCUGAAUUAUGGGUAUGACACAGAGCUAUGUUUUGAUUGUCCUCAUGGGGACAAAGUUCAACUUUCCUAUGCUUUUGAAGGCUGGACCUCUACAGUUAUUAAAGAUACUAUGUUCUGUGAAGUAAUAACUUUGUCAUGGCUGCAACAUCUCUCUGGAAAGGUUGUUCGCGUGAUGCUUGAUUACGUUGCUCAAGUUCGGAUCUGUUCAAAACUGAAAGCUGUGCUCCAAAAACAGGGGCUCUGGUCAGAAAUACAUUCUAUCUUGACAAACCCUCGCUCCCUAAAACAUCUGUGCCGCCUAAAGAUCCGCAAGUGUAUGGGGCGCUUACAUUUGCGCUGUCCUGUUUUCAUGUCAUUUCUCCCAUUGCCCAAUCGUCUUAAAGAAUACAUCCUUUACAAAGAAUAUGACCUUUAUGGGCAAGGAAUUUUUACAGGAACCUGGUGAUCUAACUAUUCCAGCUGAAAAGAUGCCCUACGAUCCUAAGGACAGAUGAAUAAAACUAAUGAAUUACACAUCAAAUAACUAAGUUUUUGACAUCUGUUAGUAUGACCUUUGUACCUUUAAAAUCUUUUUAAAAAUAUUUACAUGCAAGAAAGCACACCCAUAACUGCUACCCUAUAGUAGACACAUAUCCAGACUCUGAACGCGGUAUCAGCAGUGGCACCUGCUGUUAACCUUGUAAUCAUGUUAUUUACUUGUUAGUAUUUAAAAAGUCAUAUCACACUACCUGGAUUAAAGAUUGUUGGAAAAUUAA